This is a messenger RNA of Trichomycterus rosablanca, 3799 nucleotides long. It is a transcript of the gene taok2b, whose product is annotated as TAO kinase 2b. The transcript is spliced from 15 exons. Gene Ontology annotation, biological process: protein phosphorylation. Gene Ontology annotation, cellular component: cytoplasm. NCBI's taxonomy places the organism in Eukaryota, Metazoa, Chordata, Actinopteri, Siluriformes, Trichomycteridae. The record is from RefSeq and is a predicted model, not a curated record. Bases 495 to 3572 code for a protein of 1025 amino acids. Gene Ontology annotation, molecular function: ATP binding; protein serine/threonine kinase activity.
AUAGCCGUUGAGACGUUUUUUAAAAGUCAACAGAUAUCUAACGUGAGCUCAUGCGUUAUAGCGAAUGUAAAUAUGGUUCUGUUUAAGCAACAGAUACAUUGAUUCGUGUUCGAAUGUUUUUGCAUUGCGUCGAAGAAAAAAAAUAUACUUAGCCUGGUCAACUUAUUUAGAUUUGGCUAGCUACAGCGGAACCUCUACUACGAACAACCAGUGAAUAAAACAAGCCUUUUUGCACACCAAGCCACCAUUCAUAGGUCAUGUGAGCACUGACAAGAUGAGGACAGGCUUAGACAAGAAGCACAUAAUGGCAUGUUUUAAAGAGAUUCCAACACAGAUGCAAAACAAAGUCAUGGGACUUUGAAUCUUGGAACAGUGGUGGACCUUCCCAAGAGUGGCCAGUCUACCAAACCUCACUAAAAACUCAUCAACGACUCAUCCAGGAGGUCACAGAAGAACCCAGACAGUCCUCACUUGCCUUAGUUAAGGCCCUGGUCAUGCCGUCAAGUGUAAAGGUAGGAAGUUUAAAGGACCCUGAGGUGGCUGAGCUCUUCUACAAAGAGGAUCCAGAGAAACUCUUUACUGACCUACACGAGAUUGGCCAUGGCAGCUUUGGAACAGUUUACUUUGCUCGUGACAUUCGCACUAAUGAGGUGGUGGCCAUUAAAAAGAUGUCAUACAGUGGCAAGCAGUCAAAUGAGAAGUGGCAGGAUAUAAUCAAGGAGGUUAAGUUUCUACAGAAACUCCGGCACCCAAACACGGUGGACUACAAAGGCUGCUACUUGCGAGAACACACAGCAUGGGUGGUGAUGGAACAUUGUUUGAUCUCGGCCUCUGACCUGAUAGAAGUACACAAAAAGCCAUUGCAGGAAGUUGAGAUUGCAGUGAUUAUCCAUGGUGCUUUACUCGGCUUGGUGUACCUUCACUCACGCAAUAUGAUUCACAGAGACGUAAAGGCUGGAAAUGUCCUGCUAACAGAGACAGGCCAGGUCAAACUGGGAGACUUUGGCUCUGCUUCCAUUGUGGCCCCUGCCAACUCUUUUGUAGGCACACCUUACUGGAUGGCUCCAGAGGUGAUCCUGGCCAUGGAUGAGGGUCAGUAUGAUGUAAAAGUAGACGUUUGGUCACUUGGGAUAACAUGUAUAGAACUGGCGGAAAGAAAACCUCCCUUGUAUAACAUGAAUGCAAUGAGUGCCUUAUACCACAUUGCCCAGAAUGAAAGCCCAGUGCUACAGUCUAAUCACUGGUCAGAUUAUUUUCGAAAUUUUGUGAAUUCCUGUCUGCAAAAGACUGCCCCUAACAGACCUACCUCUGACAUGCUUCUUAAACAUCAUUUUCUGAGUUGUCAGCAUCCACUGACAAUAAUAAUGAAUCUGAUCACACACACCAAAGAUGCUGUCCGUGAGCUGGACAACAUGCAGUACCGCAAAAUGAAAAAGAUUCUCUUCCAGGAAAGGCAUAAUGGUCCUGCUACUGAGGGCUCUAAGGAAGACGAGGAGGUAGAGCACUACAUGCUGCAAACAGGCACAGAAAACAGCAUGGAGAGCUCACACUCACUGCCCUCCAUGUCAGUUAGUGUCAGCUCACAGAACUCUUCACUGAACAGCCUGGCUGAUGGGUCGGACAACAGCAGCGAGAUGGCCAUGAUGCAGGAGGGAAAGCAUUUGGUUACCUCUAACAUCUCUCUACCUCACAAGCCUCUGGACAUGAACAAAAAGCAGACAUUAAAGAACCUGGAGUGUGCCAUGCUUCUACAGCACCAUGAAACCACACUGGAGCUCCAUCAGCUGGGCCUGGUGCAGAGCAUGCAAGCUGAGCUAAUCCGCAGUCAGCAUCAGAGCAAACUCACCAACCAGCUUGGUACAGAGUACAACAGGCAGUGGAAGCAAGAGUUGCAACAAAAACGUGCUGUCCACCAACUGCCCAAGAGCCUUAGAGUGAGUGAGUGUGACACAGAAAGCAGUGGUCCUGAAACGCAAGGGCAAAGACUAGAGGACUCAAAUGAAGGGCUGGUAUGGGAAAAGUCAGGGAACGUUUUAGAGGGGUUGGGGAGGGAAGAGGUUAUUAAAGUGUUUUAUGAGUGUGAUCCAGCUGUCCAGGUAAGUGCCCAGCAGGUAUGGACUAAAAAGUCAGUUAAAAGUGGAAAUGAAGGAUGGGAGAGUUUGAGUAAAGGGAAGGAUGUUGAAGAAAACUGUUUGCAUUCUUUAGCUAAGCAUGCUGCUUUAAGAGAGAUUCAAGAUGAAGUGAUGCCGCUAAAGCAUGCAAAAGAGAAAAAUAUAGAUAAGCACAGUAUGAAUUUCCACAUGCCAGAGGGAGAAAACAAAGAAUGGUCAGAGGGGAUGUGUAAGGAGCAGAGACAAGUAGACAUACAGCAAUGGGAUGAAGACGAUAUUGCAAGCAGUGACACAGAAAUAGAAACCAGAGAAGAGGGCAGAGGCGUUGCGGAUGGUUGUCCGUCAGAGCUUAUCCCUGCGUCUUCGCUUGAGCUUUCAGAAUUAGACGAGCUGUCUGAAUUCUACUUUCCUGACACUCUAGAAGAACUCGAACCUUCUCCCCUCUUUCUUCCACCCAGCCCCCCAGUGUCUCAGACAUCUCUUCCUUCUCUGUUUUCCCAUGCCGUCAGCCUUGUUCUUUCCCUGUCUGCAGCUGUUCAGCCGUCAUUUCCCACCUUUUUUUUGCUUUCUGUCUUUCUUCUCUCCCUGCGUCGAUCACCUCCUUUUCCAUCACUUGCUUCUCUUCUUUUGUCAGCCGAACUGGCCUUUUUAGCUCUCUUUUUCUCCUAUCUCUUUCUACGAUCAUUUUGCUCUCUUUCUCUCUCAGCAUUCCUAUUACUUGUGCAUUGGGCAUCUGGCCUUUUUAACCUAUGUCUUGCACUACGCCUGGGCCUUUAUUACAUUCCGGUUGCCUUUAUCUCUAUCUUCUUUCUCAGCUCACCCUCAGUCUUCUUCUCCCUCUACAUAACAUUGGUGCUGAUAGUACGACCAGCACGCAUGUUCUUGCAAAAUGUUCCACGAAAGUUCACCCGCCUCUGGGUGCGCUUGCUUUUUCGUUUACCAAAGCCACUCUUUGCUCUUUGCCAGUCCCUUGCAGGUGGUUUGGCCGAACGAAGCUUGUUUGACAUGUUUCCAAAAGCAGGCCGCAACUAUGGUGGCAGGCGCUCACGAAUUCCUGUGCCUGCCAGGAGCCUGCCAACCUACUGCCAGCCCAAGAGCAAGUCUGGGUGUUACAUUUGGCUCAAGCGCUUUGUUCAUCGACCCCUUGGGGUUUUGGCAGACCUGGCAAACUUACUAGUACUUCGAUUAGCAAGCCGAAUCUUUAGAAAACUUCCCUCACAUUAUCUGACCACGCUAAGAGCCUUUGGGCUCUUAAGGGAGGAGAAACUGAGCAGGCUACCCCGACUUUUACCACUUGAAGUGAGGCAACAGAGGUAUAGGAUAAGGGAGAGGAGAGAGAGGGAGCGUCGAAGAAGAGAGGAAAGGGAAAGGAUGUACAGAAUAGAGGGGAGGUGGGAAAGUGAGCUGAGAAGGACUAACUCAGAAAGAAGCACAAGAGGAAAGAUCAUGCCGUGGAGGUAGAUAAAAAACAGGAAAGUGAGAUAGAGGGGUAAUGGACUGGCUUUCUUGUGUAUUGCUUUUUGUACCGAUGACGUUUGCAUACAACUUGUGACAUGUAUGUUAUGUUAGCCUUAUGAUUUCUGGGGUUUUUUUUUUUUUACUUUUUGAAAGACUACUUAAAAAAAAAAAAAAAAAAAACAUUUUUACAAGUGUUUGUUUUUUUCAUAUGUUUAUUGUAUGUUUUUUUG